AUGAAAGACAUUAGUGAAGGUGCAGAGGAUCGAGGCGUCUGCGUGGUGGUUGACGGUACUUCAGGUUUUAUUGUGAAGAUUAGCGGUCUUUCAUGUUCCUCUGCGGUGGUUGACUGUAUUUCGGGUUUAUGCGUGGUGAUUGACGUCGUUUCAGGUUUCUGUGUGGUUAACGCUGAAAUUAUCCCAGUUAACAAUGAUAAUAUUAAAUGUUGUAAUGACCGUAACUGA
Messenger RNA from Anisakis simplex (herring worm), 228 nucleotides. The record is from the annotation of a GenBank genome assembly. NCBI's taxonomy places the organism in Eukaryota, Metazoa, Nematoda, Chromadorea, Rhabditida, Anisakidae.